AUGCAGCAAAUGGUAUGGCGGGCUUUGGUACUGCUAGUCCCGUGCCUCGCGAUGAAGAUGCACGUUCUCGACCCUUCCGGGAAUCGAAGCUUGUCAGAGUCCCACACAGAGUUCGGCGAAACAGCGUUGGCCAAAUUGGAGCACAACGACAACAGCGCAGCUACGGUCGCCCAAAGGCGCAACUAUCGGCGUUCAAAGCUGGUGCCAGACCUGAAGGAAAAAAAGGACUACUCAAAGCAAGCCACGGCCUAUUGUGCCACUUUCGACCUGAUCACACUUCUCAUGUCGUCUCUUCACACCCAUGACAGCGAGGGCUCCGUGGACACAAAAGAACUGGGUAUUUCCUUGGGCAAGAUUGCCAUUACAUAUGGCGCCCAUUUUGCCGGCUUGAUGGUUGCAGGAGGGAAGUAUGCUCCCUUCUUUGGGCCAACAGCAAUGUUGGCCUGCGGCUUGAUUGACAUGUUCUUGCCACAGCCCCCGCCGCCGCCGAGCGCAGAGCAGCUGAUCGCGGAGGCGAAGAAGGAGAUCAUGGCAGAGACCAGAUCUUUGAUUAGGGCAAGCGUGCUUGAGCAGAGCUUGAGGGAGGUCCAUAUCGAGAUCAGCAAUUUUGUUUCUGGAACUGUGGUGUCCUCUGCAAUGGAUUCUAUGGAGCCCGAUGCUGCCUUGGCAUACGCGUUGGCCUUGGAGAAUGACGUGGGGGGCUUGGCCGAGAGGUUGCUGCUUCCUUGCACGUCUCUGUCUUGGGGCAGCUCGAGCUGCCAAAAUCGGGUCCAUGCUGGAGCAGCAACCCUGCUGUCAUCCAUCACAACUGUGCACUUCUCCAUCUUUGAAGGGAUCUUUCAGGCGCUGAACGAGAAGCUGCAAAAGGUGAAGGACUACGUCGCGGCCAGCACUACCUCCAGCACUCGGACGGGCGCCAGCGCAUCCGUGGUGCAUGAUGUGGACCAGGUGCUCACCGACACCUUCCAGAGGGUAGGCUGCCCGAACUCGAACCCCCCGAGCGCUCUGGCGACCUUCAAGACCCUGCGGUAUGAGUCGAGGAUCCUCGACAAGAUGAAAGACAUGUGCAAGAGUGCCGCGGGCAGUCAGGACGCCCAGGAGUGCUGCGGGGACGGCGAGGGGCAAUGCACGCGCAGCUGCAAGGAUGUGGAUUACUUGCAUUUCGCCCUCUACGACAACAUCCGGCUGAAGCGCAGGAACAUCGUUACCAAGUUGGCCCCUCUCUUCUUCCCAGCCAGGGACAUGUUCAUGGCGCAGCGCUUGAGGAUGGUGACUUGCGGGGGGAAUGAAUGCGUGGAUGGCCUGGAUCAGAGCAGCAGAGACCGAGCACAGGGCAAUAUCUACAAGAGAGAGUUGUGGGAGCAAGGUUUGGAGAUGUUCGAGAUUGGGACGACAGUGCUGGGUGAAAAGGAAUUUUGGGCCGCAGAUUGCUCCAGCAAAUGGCAAAAGGCCACUUUUGCCCUCACCAGGUCCAAGGGCCAUGCCCGCAUCUUCGCCUUGGUCAAGAACGAAGUCCCGUACUUAAGAUAUCUUGGAUAUGCCCGCCGGCGGUGGCAACGGAGUUCCCUCUACCAACCCAGCUCGGCCAGCGAAAGGAGACGGAUGCAUCACAGAAAUUUCGGCGGGGAUGUGGCCCCAGUGAUGUGGGACUUGUCGCUGACGAAUCUCAAGAGUGAGGGGCUGUACCUUUACUUUCAGACCCCGACGAAGCCCGACUUGAAAGCGUUCAGCCUCAUGGCCCAGGCUGAGAAGUUCGAGCCCCUCUUGGAGUGGAAUGCGAAGGAGUUCGCGUUUGGGAGCAAAUGCGCGAAAAAGGCGAACAACUACUAUUACAGGUGCCCAAACAUCAAGGACGAAAGCAAGUCGCUGAUCAGCAUCGGAAGCUCGUCGGCCUCGGGGGAGCGCCCUCUGCACUUCAGCCGCUGGGAUGUCCAGUUCUACAUGCGCCUGCACAAGAAAGAAGGCACCGCCUGCAGCAUCGCAUUCGUUACAGAAGACGGCAAGAAGUCGCAUUUCUUGCUCGAUGCCGGCGGCAACAAGCUGCACCAGGAAGGAAAGCUCUUCGAGAAGAAGACCCUUGAUGCCAGCCCCUACCAGAUUCAAACGUGGCAUAGCUACAGAGUGAGCAGGCGCGAGAGGAAGCUCUGGGUUUUCAUGGACGACGAGCUUCUCUGGGAGCACGAUGUUGCCAACGAUGUCAUCAUCCCCCGCAUUCAGAUACGGCCCUGGAGGAACAUAGUAGACCUCUGGGGCGUGAGGGUGACUCAGGGGCCAAGGAUCAUCACAGUAUUGGGGAUCCAGCAUCGGGACCAGCCAAAAGAACCGGGCAAAUACUUCAGCUUCGACUUGGAUGACAUUGUGCUUGUCUACGGCAAGGACUUGAAAGUCUGGGGGCAGCACUGUCGUUAUACGCAGGGCGACGCCUCUUGGACCCGCAAACACAGCGGCGCUUGGUUCAAGAUCUUCGUCGAUCAGGGCUGCGAGUACGGGGUGGGGAGUGCCUGCGGCCGUCGGGAUUCUGCUUACAGAAAGAACCAAUUCAAAGUUGGCGACAAGAUUCUACUGAGCCACAUGGAUUCGGAUUUACGCUGCUGGGACCUGCCAAAGCCAUAG
This is a messenger RNA of Symbiodinium natans, 2613 nucleotides long. Lineage: Eukaryota; Dinophyceae; Suessiales; Symbiodiniaceae. The record is from the annotation of a GenBank genome assembly.